UAUUCUCACAACAGAGGAUUGCCAAAUCUCAAUAUCUCUCUCCAUUUUUGUAUUAUAUAAAUAUAUUCUCUCUCUCACUCACCUUCUCGGCUACAAAUUCCAUUUCUUUUCUUUUCGUUUAAUUAAGAGGAGUGGAAUAACUAAGAAAAGAUAAAAAAGAAAAAAGAAAAAAGAAAAAAACAGAGAGAGACACAUAAAAGCCUCUCUUCAAAGCAUGAGCACCUCUUCCUCUGUUUACAUUUCAACAAUUCCUCCCUUUAGAUCUUAGCUUCUCUCAAAUUUCCCAUCUGGGUCCUCUCCAAUAUGUUAUCAUGGAUUGGCUUUUGAUCGGUGCUAGAAGGAUCAGAUGGUCCUAGAUUGGAUUUGUUAAACACCCACCUUCCUUUUUUGACUGGGCAUCAUUCAGAUUCUAUCUAAAUCAUUUUAAACGGCAAGAGAUGGAAUCAGAUCUUGGUAAGCUCUUCAUUGGUGGGAUUUCAUGGGACACUGAUGAGGAACGUCUAAAGGAAUAUUUUAGCAAGUAUGGGGAAGUGGUUGAGGCAGUGAUCAUGAGAGAUCGAGCAACAGGCCGUGCCCGUGGCUUUGGUUUUGUUGUCUUUGCAGAUCUUACUGUUGCCGAGAGGGUCAUCAUGGAGAAGCAUGUGAUUGACGGCCGCACGGUUGAAGCAAAGAAGGCUGUUCCUAGGGAUGAUCAGCACAUUUUAAGUAGAAGCAUUAGUAAUAUUCAUGGUUCUCCAGGUCCUGGACGCACCAAAAAGAUUUUUGUUGGAGGCCUGGCAUCUACAGUUACCGAAAAUGAAUUUAAGAAGUACUUUGAGCAGUAUGGUAUUAUUAUUGACGUUGUAGUGAUGUAUGAUCAUAACACUCAAAGGCCAAGAGGCUUUGGCUUCAUCACUUAUGAUUCAGAGGAAGCAGUUGACAGAGUUCUGCAUAAAACAUUUCAUGAACUCAAUGGUAAAAUGGUUGAGGUCAAGCGGGCAGUCCCAAAGGAGUUAUCACCAGGGCCUAGUCGGAGCCCUCUGAUGGGAUACAACUACGGUUUGACAAGGGCUAACAACUUUCUUAAUUCAUAUGCUCAGGGAUAUAAUAUGAGCUCUGUUGGAGGUUUUGGAAUGAGGAUGGAUGGUAGGUUUAAUCCACUUGUCACUGGUCGAAGUGGCUUUGCUCCAUUUGGCACCAAUGGUUAUGGGACGAGUAUGAAUUUAGAGCCAGUCUUGAGUCCAAGCUAUGGUGGAGGUUCCAACUUUGGCAAUGCUCCUGCAUAUGGGCGGAUCUCAAGUCCCUAUUAUAGUAGUAAUCCAAGCAGGUACAGCACCCCAAUAGGUUAUGGUGUUGGGAAUGCAAGAAAUGAUUCUCUCUUGAGCCCUACUAGUAGGAAUGUUUGGGGAAAUGGGGGCCUCAACACUGCCACAAAUCCUGGCAGCCCGAGUCCUCUGGUGGGAUCUGGAUCUGGAAAUUUUGGAGUUUCAUUUGGGAAUAAUGGAGCAAAUUGGGGCACCUCUACUGUUUCAGCUCAAGGUGGAGGGAUUGCUUCUGGCUAUACUAGUGGCAGCAUGGGUUAUGGGAAUGGUGACAGCAAUUAUAGUUUUGGUGGGUCAGGAUAUGCAAGAAACAGUGGAGCUAGUGUACCACCAACUUCAUCAUCAUUCUCUGGUUCAAUUGGUGGUUAUGAGGGGUCCUAUGGGGAACUUUACCGUAGUGGUUCAGUUUAUGGUGAUUCAACUUGGCGAACUGCAAUCCCCGAGCUAGAUGGGUCCGGAUCAUUUGGUUAUGGACUCGGAGAUGUAGCUUCAGAUGUUACAACUAAGAGUUCUGAGGGUUUUAUUGGGAGUUAUGGCGUUACAAGUAGACAGUCAAAUAGAGGAAUUGCUACCUAGGAGAUCUGUUAAUGGAUAUCACUUGAUAAUUGUAGGUGAAGGAAUCUCUUUAAACAGGUGAAGAAUUGUGAAUUUCAUACGUCCCGUCUUGAUUACGUUCAGCUUAUAAAGAAAUUUAUCUUACAGAGCUAACGAGGGUUCUUGAUUUGCAUUAUACACAUUGAGAGAAAGCAGUUACAAGGGAUUUUGUUUAAGGUUUGCGAUUUGAUUAUUUUUUCUUUCUACAUUAGUCAAAAAAGCUUAGGUUCCUUUGGCAUUUGAGUGAGGUGUAAAAUCGGAUUGUGGAACAUAUACUCAGGAAGAUUGGUUCCAUAAAUGUAUGUGCAUCUUCAGCGAGGUGCCCCUGUGGUAGUGGUAGUUGGUUAAAAAAACAAGAGAAGGAUUUUCUUUCAUUUUCUUUUUUGAUUUUGCCUGCCUAAGGUGCUGGUUGCUGUCAGUAUUUUUCCUCUUUAUUUGUCUCUCCCAGAUUGUAUUUGAGGUUUUUUCUUAUCUGCUAGUGUGAAACAUUAUAAGGGAUGUUCUUUUACGAUCCCCACCCCCAGAAAUAAGUUACAUAAUAUUCUGAUUCAUUUUUUAUUAA
Molecule: messenger RNA, 2457 nt
Organism: Populus nigra (black poplar)
Lineage: Eukaryota; Viridiplantae; Streptophyta; Magnoliopsida; Malpighiales; Salicaceae
Product: heterogeneous nuclear ribonucleoprotein 1-like
Exons: 5
Coding region: 438-1877 (479 amino acids)
Molecular function (GO): RNA binding
Source: RefSeq, a predicted model, not a curated record